AAUCAAACUUUAAAACUGCUUUUCCUGCUUCCAAACUGCAUUAAUAUCACCAUCUCCCACUCGCAACAAACACCAUUCUCUCUCUGCCUUGCCCUCUAAGCCUUCAGAAAUGCACCCAAUCUACCCCUAGAACUCUCUUUCUUUCUCUGUCCAAAAGCAAACCAAAAGCAGAACUAGAAAAAGAAAAAAAAAAAAGCCUUCUCUUUAAGCCACAAACUCCAAUCCCAUAAUCCAGAAAGGUUGAUUAACAGAGAAAAAGGCAAAAACACAGUCUGGAGGGAGCGAGGGAGAAGUAAAAGGUUCUUCAUUCAUGGGGUGUUCUACUUCAAGACCCAACACCACUGUUUUCACCAAAAGCCAUAGUUCUCCUAAAGAUCCGUAUUCUUGCACUUCUCUAGAAGCCAUGGUUUCUUCUCAUUCUUCACCACCAAUUCCUAGAGUUCUUUCACUCCCAACUCCUCUUGUUCAUCACCCACCAAUGAGGAAAGGCGAUACACACCACCUUGUCUCUUUAACAUCUACUACCUAUGGCUCUCUUGUACUCAUUGACACCAAAACGCCUGGAAUGAACAGCCGGGGUUUCUCUGAUCUUCAACUACAUCAAUCGCCACAGCACAAGGACUCACCGGUUCAUGCAGACCAAGACGAGUCAUUGUCUUCAGAUUCUGUCAUCAACACUUGGGAGCUCAUGGAUGGGCUCGAUGAUGACUGUGAUUUUGAUCUGGGUAAACCUAAUUCGUUUGUUAAUACUUGUACCAAGGAGGUUUCAUCGAAAUCUAACACCUUUAACUGUAAGGGUCUUGAUGUGCCUGUAAAGAAAAAUGAGCAUUAUAAACCCACAAAGCCAUCAUUGACAAAGCCUUUAUGGAAACAUUUAUCUGAAGAAUCAUUGCUAUCAAAACUUGACCCAAAUGUGGUUUCACGUUACAGACGAGCAUUAUCUUCCAGGCAGCUAGGAAGCAAUGAGUCCAGAAGUACAAUAUCUAUGGGUUCUACUCCUUCAUGUUCUUCAUUAUCUGAUGGUUGGUUUAGAGUGCCAAGCACUGAAAACAAAAUUGUAUUAUAUUUUACUAGUUUAAGAGGGAUCAGAAAGACUUAUGAGGAUUGUUGUUCUGUUAGAAUGAUAUUUAGAGGAUUUAGAGUGCCUGUAGACGAAAGAGACAUCUCAAUGGACUCAAUGUAUAGAAACGAGUUGCAAAGUCUACUUGAGGGGAAAUUGAUUUGUUUGCCACAAGUGUUCAUCAGGGGAAAGCAUGUUGGUGGUGCAGAAGAGAUUAAACAGCUUAAUGAGAGUGGAGAAUUGGCAAUGCUUUUGGAGGGGUUUCCGGUUAGAGAUCCUACAAUCGUUUGUGAAGGUUGUGGAGAUGCAAGGUUUUUGCCGUGUCCUAACUGCAAUGGAAGCAGAAAGGUAUUUGAGGAAGAUGAAGCGAGGUUGAGAAGGUGCCCAGACUGCAAUGAGAACGGGUUAAUAAGGUGCCCUGGUUGUUGCUCAUGAUAACUAAGCCAAUGCUAUGGGAUGCAUAGUUUUUAUAUUUAAUUUGUGGAUGAGGAUUAUAAAAAAAGAAUGUUUCUAGUUUGACAAAUUCCUUGAAUUGGUAUUUGUAGUAGGGUUUUGUUUGCGAUUUGUUUCUUAAUUUGCGGUCUGUCUAUAUUGUCCAUCAGAUCGUUCUUGUUGUUUAUUGUAUAAAAAAAAGUGACAGUUUUGAUGCUCUAGAUCCAAUUGUUGAAGUUUGUGAAGCAUUUGUACGUAUAUUAGUCUUGUUUUUGUUCUUCUUCCCUUCCCCCCUUUUGGCCUUUGGGUUUGAUUUGAUUGUUUCUUGUAAAAUAGAUUUAAUUCUUGUGUGCGUGUGUGUGUGUGUGUGUUUGUUUUUGUAUGUUAGUGGUGGGAAAGUUGAUUCACCACCUACUUGAUUUAAUUGCAAUUUCACCCCAGUUUCAAAUGUUUCUUUUUGGUGCCAUAAUUCGUUAGUGGAUCUUGAUUCAACCAGGUCUAAACCUGGUAUUAGUUCCAUUAACAGAUAUAAACCUGGGUGAUAUCAGAUUGACAGAUAUCUUCAUUACCAAUAUUUAUAGAAAAGAGGUUUUAACGACGGCUAGAAGGAGCACAUAGAUAAUAAGCAAAGCUUAUGAAUGAACGUAAUUAUAAAUCAGUGAUCAGGGGAUGCCGCUGGUGUCCUGUUAAAAGCAUGUAAUGCUGUUGAGCCAAUGCAAUGCAACAGUGGGGUGUGGAUUCUGUUCUUUGCAGAGUUGCAGGAAAGGAAGCAGUGGCAUAUUUAUGUAUUUUAGGACAGUGGCAUAUUUAUGUAUUUUAGGACAAUCAUUGGAUGAGCUAUUAAUUUUCCAUUCAUGUAUUAUCGCAUUA
Messenger RNA from Durio zibethinus, 2362 nucleotides. RefSeq lists its product as uncharacterized. NCBI's taxonomy places the organism in Eukaryota, Viridiplantae, Streptophyta, Magnoliopsida, Malvales, Malvaceae. The record is from RefSeq and is a predicted model, not a curated record.